Lytechinus pictus (painted urchin) is the source of this 5909-nucleotide messenger RNA. RefSeq names its product tetratricopeptide repeat protein 21B-like. Gene Ontology annotation, molecular function: protein binding. The transcript has 33 exons. The record is from RefSeq and is a predicted model, not a curated record. Gene Ontology annotation, cellular component: intraciliary transport particle A. NCBI's taxonomy places the organism in Eukaryota, Metazoa, Echinodermata, Echinoidea, Temnopleuroida, Toxopneustidae. Bases 247 to 4206 code for a protein of 1319 amino acids. Gene Ontology annotation, biological process: protein localization to cilium; intraciliary retrograde transport.
AGUGUUAGUCUUGCUAACGUUAGAGCAGCGCGCGCGAUGGAAGUGGCAUCAGGGCGUGGGCCGGACCCCGAGGCGGAGUGGCACGAGCAGCAGGCCCGUGCGUGCCGCCCCGGCCCUGCCCGCCGAUCUCCGACAGCCCAUGGCCAUGACAGCGUCAGCGGAGGAACUGAAACGAGAGCAGCUAGCAGGAUUAAUGGUACAAUUCUGUUUCUGAUGUAAAUUGGAAAAUAAAGAGGAAAUCAAAAUAUGGCUGAUUCUGAUGUCACUACUUUGGCUGCACUCAAUUUCUACUGCCAGGAGAAGUUAUAUCGGCAUGUGCAGCGAGUGGCACUGGAGGCAAUCAAGAAGUAUGGCAGUGACCCUGUUCUCCUAUUUUUCAAAGGCUAUGGUCUCAUACUUGAAGAUCGACUAAGUGAAGGUAUGAGAGAGUUGGAGUCUAUUCGUGACAAGCCAGAGGUCAUCUUGUGUACUACUAUGGCUCUUAUGUAUGCUCACAAGAAGUCAAAGAAUGUUGAUAGAGAAGCGGUUCAAGAACUAGAUGCCAAAAUGAAAGAAGACCGUAAGAGAGCAUCUGACAAGGCUGUAUAUUUUGCUGCUCUGUUUCUAUGGCAUACUGGUCGUCAUGACAAAGCUAGAGAGUAUGUAGAUAGAUCAAUCAAGAUGGCUGGUGGAUCAUCACUUGAGGGUUCAACCCUUAGAGGUUGGAUUGAUCUCACCUCAGGCAGGGAUAACUAUCUCAAGAAGGCUGGAAAAUUCUUUGAGGAAGUGCUCAGUGCCACACCCAAAGCUAUUGAUGCUCUCAUUGGCAAGUCACGUUAUAUGAGUAUGAGACACAACUACAGUGGUGCAUUGGAUUUGAUCAACCAGGCUGUUGUAUCCUAUCCAGGCUUCAUGCCAGCUCUUAUUGAGAAAAUGAGAUUACAGCUUGCGCUACAGGAUUGGGAACAGACAGUAGAGUCUGCACAAAGAGCCCUAGUUCAAGAACCAAACUGUAUAGAAGCCCUUCGACUGAUUAUCCUUCAGAUAUUAUGCAGAGAGGGGAAUUAUGAAGAGGCUGCAGCUAAGAUUGGAGAGCUGAUUCAACUCAUUGACCGAUUUGAACCUAAGAAUGCACACAUCUACUGCCACCUGGCCAAGACAUUCAGUCGAGUGUGUUCUCGCAACCAGCAGACCCUCCUCCAGACCCUGACCAUGGUAGAGAGGGCCAUUGGUCUGGAUGGUAACAACUCAGACUUCUAUAAUGAGAGUGGUUACCAGCAGAGGAUGCAAGGAAAGAACAGAGAUGCUGUCAAGGCAUACCGUAUGGCCAUGAAGCUGGAUGAAACAAGUGUGGUCGCACUGACAGGUAUUAUCCGGUUUCAGUUGGAAGAUGGUCAGUUAGAUGAUGCAGAACAGCAGCUUGACUUCCUUGGAGAGAUUCAAGAGACUAUUGGAAAAUCAUCUGACAUCCUUUUCCUGCGAGCUAUGCUGUCUCGGAAACGUAACAAGCCUUCAGAAGAAACUGUCAACCUGCUUAAUGAAGCUAGCUCUGUCCACUUCCAAUCUCUCAAGGGUUUACCCCUUGGUGCUGACUACUUUACCCAGAUGAAUCCGGAUUUCUUGGUAGACAUGGUCAAAGAGUACCUGCUCUUUGCUCCUACUGAGCCACAAGGCCCAGGUCAACCUGCAGACCCAGCCCUUGCAAGAUGCAAUGCAGUCUUGGAUCCCAUCUGUAAGGCAGUACCUGGACUCCUGGAAGGGUUCUACCUCCAAGCUAGAGUCAAGUUCUUGUUAGGCCAAGUGGAGCAGGCCCAGACUAGUCUACAGCACUGCUUGGACCAUAAUCCAGAAUAUGCUGAUGCUCAUCUGCUCAUGGCACAGAUAUACCUACAUCUUGGCAACUACCAGAAAUCAUCUCAGUCCUUGGAAAUGGGUCUUAGCUACAACUUUGAGGUGCGUGAGAUGCCUCUAUAUCAUCUUAUCAAGGCUCGUACACAGAAGAAGAUGGGAGAGAUGGAGGAAUGUUGUAAGACCCUUCAGGCUGCCAUGGCUCUACCUGGGGUUAAAAAGAGAGCUGCAUCUGCAUCAAGGAGAGUAAAAGGUGGUCCUAUCUCAAUGACAGACAGGGUCUCUGUAUUCUUAGAGCUAGCGGAUGCUUACAGGCAGACUGGUGCAGAGCAUGAAGCAGCCAAAGUGAUGCAAGAUGCCAUCAAUGAGUUCAGCAGGACAUCAGAAGAGAUAAGGGUGACCAUCGCCAAUGCUGAUCUAUCUAUUGCAAGAGGAGAUGUCGAACAGGCGUUAUCCAUGCUAAGAAACAUCUCACCUGAACAAAGUUACUUUGUGAAAGCCAGAGAAAAGAUGGCUGAGAUUUAUCUCCACCAUCGAAAGGACAAGAGACUCUAUGCAAGCUGCUACAGAGAGUUAGCAGAGAAGCAUCCCAGUUCUCAGACAUCCCUGUUGUUGGGCGAUGCAUACAUGAGCAUCCAGGAACCAGAGAAAGCCAUUGAGAUCUAUGAGAAGGCACUCAAGAAGAAUCCCAGAGACAGUGCUUUAGCCAGUAAGAUUGGCCAGGCUAUGGUCAAGACUCACCAGUAUGGGAGGGCUAUCAAUUAUUACGAGGCAGCUCUGAAGACAGGAGGUCAAUCAUUUUUGAGACAGGAUCUUGGUGAGCUGUUGCUGAAGCUGAGGCAUUAUGAGAAGGCUGAAAAGACACUCAAGAUGGCUCUAGAACAUGAACAAUCAAAUGAGUUGACAGUGUUGAUGGACGAUGCAAAGUUGCUGGUUUUACUUGCUAAGGUUCACAGGAAAGAAAACAAACUAGAAGAUGCCAUGCUAGCUCUUACCAAGGCUAGGGACAUGCAAGCAAGGGUCCUCAAAAGGGCACAAGUUGAACAGCCUGAUGCUGUGGUAGCUCAGAAGGCAUUAGCCACAAGCAUUUGUUCACAAAUGGCAGAGCAAUGCAGCACUCAGCGAGCCUUUGACAAGGCCAUCAAGUUUUACAAGGAAGCCCUGGUAUAUUCCAGUCAGGACACCAAUGUUAUGCUGGAACUAUCCAGACUUUACCUGGCAAAAUCUGAACUAGACUCGUGUCAGCACCAGCUUGUUCAGCUGCUUCAGAUAGACAGUGAUAAUGAUUCGGCUCUUGUGAUGAUGGCUGAUUUGAUGUUCAGGAAAGGAGAAUAUGACCAAGCAAUGUUCCAUUUCCAGCAAUUGUUGGAGAGAUCUCCAGAGCACUAUGAUGCCUUGGCUAGACUAGUUGAUUUGAUGAGAAGGGCUGGUAAGCUUGAGGAAGUAUCUCAUUUCUUGGAACAAGCAGAGAAAGCCUCACCUAGAGCCCCAUUGGACCCUGGCUUCAACUACUGCAAGGGGCUCUAUGAGUGGUACAUUGGCAAUCCUAACAUAGCUCUGAAGCAUUUCAACAUGGCAAGGAAAGACAGUGACUGGGGACAGAGAGCUAUCUCUAACAUGAUUGAGAUUUGUAUCAACCCUGAUAAUGAAACCAUUGGAGGAGAAACCUUUGACAAUGUAGACCUUGAUGCCGCAUCUGCUGCUGAGAAAGCAGACUCUGAACAAGUCGCAGUCAGAACGGCAGAGAAAUUAAUCAAGGAAUUAAAACCAAAGGAAGGAAGUGAUGCCCACCUCAUCCUAGAGAUCUAUGUUCUGAUGGCAACCAAGACCAAAGCAAAUAUUGAGAAGGCUCUUUCAGCAUUCAUGGAGCUCGUCUCUAAUUCAGAGCGGGAGAAUGUACCUGCUCUUCUUGGUGUAGCUACUGCCUACAUGAUGCUGAAGCAAACACCGAGAGCAAGAAACCAACUCAAGCGUAUUGCCAAGAUGGAGUGGAAUCCAGUGGAUGCAGAGGAGUUUGAGAAGAGUUGGCUACUACUUGGUGAUGUCUACAUCAACUCUGGAAAGUUUGACAUGGCUAAUGAACUUCUCAAGAAAUGCCUGAAACACAACAUGUCUUGCUGCAAGGCUUAUGAGUACCUUGGAUUCAUCAUGGAGAAGGAACAGUCUUACCAAGAUGCAGCAAACAGCUAUGAAAAAGCCUGGAAAUUCGGAAAUCAAAAUAAUCCCAAUAUAGGUUACAAGUUAGCAUUCAACUACAUGAAGGCCAAGCGCUAUGUGGAUGCCAUUGACAUCUGUCACAAGGUGUUGGCCGUGCAUGCAGACUAUCCUAGGAUGCGUAAGGACAUCCUAGACAAGGCUAGGGCUUCUAUAAGAGCUUGAGAUUUGCAUCAGGACCUGGCCCUCAUAACACAAAGCUUACACAAAGCUGGUCCACAUGGCUGAGUUUUGUGAUUAAUUGCAUUCAUCAUUAUGUGCAAUCACUGGCACAAAUCAAUCAUAUGAGUAAUCAUGAGGCUUUGUGCCAUGUGGCCCAUGUCUCGUACAGGAGCUUUAGCCUAUGAUGGCUUUCUGGGCUUUUUUAGAUGGAUUGUAAGGGCUUCUUGGACCAUGACCAAAAUUUACCCAUGUUUUAGACAAUCCUAGAAGUCAUUUCAGGCUUUAUCUUUCAAGACACAUAACAAUGAUAGGUUGAGGCAAACAAGUUUUCAGGAAAACCUGAUAUCAGCCCUCGGAAGAAAAGUUUAGGCUAUGUUUAGGCUUUAAAAAAAGUAAUCAUAGAUGAAUUUCAAUCCCUUCAAACAUCCUGUUCUCAUUAACUUUCCUUGACCAAUUCACUCUACACUGAUCCACUAAACCAGUGUUUGGUGAUGGGGUCACUUGCUUGGCUUGAAGUUGUGCAAGUGUGAAUACUUCCAACCCACUCACCAUUGCUGCAAUGCAAUCAUUCAAUACAAUAUAUUCAGCUCAAUUCAUUUUGGUAAAUUGCCAACUCGUCAACUCAUCACAGUCAUGGUCUACCUUCAUUUUGUCUAAUGCCAUUCCGUCCAUCAACAUUUUGCUAAUAACCAUUUGGUCCAAUAACCAUUUGCUCCAAUCAUCACUUCGUGUAAUCACCAGUUCGUCUAUGACCAUUUCAUCUCAUAACCAGUUGGUCUAAUAUCCAUUUUAUUUUCAUUCAUUUUGCACAAUUAAUGCUUAGUCCAAUUGAACCAAAUGGUAUAUGGACUAAAUGGCUCUUGGACCAACUGGUUAUUAGACAAAAUGGUGAGUGGACAAAAUGGCAAUCAGACCCUGUGGAUAGUGGACAAACUGAUGGUAAAAGAGUUGGUAAUUGGACAAAUUGGCAUUAGACCAAUUGAAAAUAAACAUUCAUUUUACGGUUAUAGACUCAUGAUUCCCUGAAUCUAAUAAUCAUACAAAUAUUUUUUGUGUGUGUCUGUAAUGAGAAACCUUAUAUGCAUUUUCAACUUAUAUUAAUAUUUAUUUGUGCAUUUCACUUGAUGUGUUUACAUGGUAUUGUAUGUACACAUUAAUUGCUCUCUUUGUUGAUUAGAUUUUUUUGAAGUUUACAUUUACAGCAAUUUAAAUGCAGCUUAUGGCAGUUAGAAAAUACAGUCAUUAAAGCUUGGGGAAAAUUAGGACCAUAUAUAUUUGCUAAAUUUAAAAAUUGUGUGUGACAGAUUACUCAUAAAGAUUAAUUGAAUUGAGACAGGUAACUAUUAUCGAAGAUGAAUAUUAGUAACAAUUUUUUUAUCAUCACAUCAUUAUGAUGGAGAAGAUAUACUUACAUCUUUGUUUGUGUUGUAUGAAUUUUAUUUCUUGUGUGUAAUAAAGAUAAUGUUUAUACUUAAUUAUGUACAUGCCAACCAAAGGGCUCAUGUUUUGAUUCAUUAUUUGUAUUCUAUUAAAAAGACUGUAAAUUGUAAUAUUCACCUCUUUCACCUUGAGUAAUAUUGAUUACAGUUCUAAUGAGUAAAUCCCUUUUUUCAGCUUGAAUUUUAUAAUUGAUUGCAAAUGUGGAUUGUAUAGAAAAAGAUUUGUAUAUAUAGAUAUUUAAGUGAAAUAAAAUUUCGUAUAUGAUA